Fraxinus pennsylvanica is the source of this 867-nucleotide messenger RNA. NCBI's taxonomy places the organism in Eukaryota, Viridiplantae, Streptophyta, Magnoliopsida, Lamiales, Oleaceae. The record is from the annotation of a GenBank genome assembly.
AUGACGAAGGACGCAGGGGUGGCGGAGCACGGGUCAUUCACGGCCAAGGACUAUCACGAUCCACCGCCGGCGCCGCUCAUCGACGCGAAGGAGCUGACAAAGUGGUCAUUUUACAGAGCUUUAAUAGCUGAGUUUGUAGCCACCUUGCUAUUUCUUUACAUUACAGUUUUAACUGUAAUUGGGUACAAGAGCCAGAUUGAUACUGACUUGAACGGCGACCAGUGUGGUGGGGUGGGAAUUCUUGGUAUUGCAUGGGCCUUUGGUGGCAUGAUCUUCAUUCUUGUCUACUGCACUGCUGGAAUUUCUGGGGGGCACAUAAACCCAGCAGUGACCUUUGGUCUGUUUUUGGCCCGGAAAGUGUCUUUGAUCCGGGCAGUGAUGUACAUGGUGGCACAGUGUUUGGGAGCCAUCUGCGGCGUUGGUUUGGUCAAGGCAUUUCAGAAAUCAUACUACAAGAAGUACGGAGGUGGUGCCAACGAGCUGGCCGAUGGGAUCAGCACCGGCGUCGGGUUAGCUGCCGAAAUCAUCGGAACAUUCGUCCUUGUUUACACUGUUUUCUCCGCCACUGAUCCAAAGCGUAGUGCCAGAGAUUCUCAUGUCCCUGUAUUGGCACCUCUUCCAAUUGGAUUUGCAGUGUUCAUGGUUCAUCUGGCCACAAUUCCAAUCACCGGAACGGGCAUCAACCCAGCUAGGAGUCUUGGAGCCGCAGUAAUCUACGAUCAGGACAAGGCUUGGGACGAUCAUUGGAUAUUUUGGGUCGGGCCAUUUAUUGGUGCAGCUGUUGCAGCAUUCUACCACCAGUUUAUAUUGAGAGCUGGAGCAGUAAAAGCUCUUGGUUCAUUCAGGAGUAAUGCUUCUCAUCAUUGA